CCAUAGAUUCUCUCUCUCUCUCUCACUCUCUCUCUAUUUAUAUAAGCUUAAGUCUCCCAUUUUCAACUUCAUUUUAUAGCUCAUCUUCUCUUCACUCUACCUACUAAUUACAUACCCAAUGAAAACAAACAUGGUUAUGGCCUCUCAAACCCCAAUUCGAGCUGAAAAAAUCAGACAAAUAUUUGAGCCUCCAAUUAUAGACCUAUCAAACGAGAGAGCAGAGGUGUCAAAGCUCAUAGUUAAAGCUUGUGAAGAGUAUGGUUUCUUUAAGGUGAUGAACCAUGGUGUCCCGGAGGAUGUUAUUAGAAGAAUGGAAGAAGAGAGCUUCGAGUUCUUCGCCAAACCGGCCUCCGAAAAACAGCUGGCCGGCCCCCCGUUUGGCUAUGGUAGCAAGAACAUAGGCUUCAAUGGAGAUGUUGGUGAAGUUGAAUAUCUUCUUCUUUACACCAACCCUCCCUCCAUUUCUCAGAAAUACAUCACCAUCUCCAAUGACCCAACAAAAAUCAGCUUUGCAGUGUGUGGUUACAUAGAAGCAGUUAGAGGUUUGGCAUGUGAGAUUUUGGAUCUGAUGGCAGAGGGUUUGCGGGUCCCAGACACAUCAGUGUUCAGCAGGUUAAUCAGGGACGUUGAUAGCGACUCAAUCCUCAGGCUCAAUCACUAUCCUCCUCUCCACCUCACAGCUGACAGCUGCUUCAAAGACAAUGACACGUCACCCUCCUAUUUGCAUCCACUUCAUCAUCAAAAUCCACCUCAUCACCACCAGAACACCACCACCAAUAACAGUACCAACAAGAUUGGGUUUGGAGUGGUUUCCGAAAAAAAAAAGAUUGGGUUUGGAGAGCACUCUGACCCUCAGAUCUUGACCAUCUUGAGAUCCAACGAUGUGGGUGGCCUCCAGAUCUCAGUGGAGGGUGGCGUGUGGGUCCCAAUCUCUCCUGACCCAGCUGCAUUCUGUGUUAAUGUGGGUGACGUGUUACAGGCUAUGACAAACGGAAGGUUUGUGAGCGUAAAACAUAAAGUCUUGUCGAAUAUUUCAGACAAGUCUAGAAUGUCCAUGGUCUAUUUUUGUGGGCCACCACUCAAUGCAAAAAUCGCUCCGCUACCGGAGUUGGUCACGGCCGCCACACCCUCUCUCUACCGGCCUUUUACAUGGGCUGAAUUCAAGGAAGUCAUCAAUUCUCUACGCCUUGCAGAUAGCCGUUUCAAGCUCUUCAAAAUUCAGACUGAAGAUGAAUUUGAUGGAUAAGUUGGAAAUUAUAGUGCUCGAACGACGAAGGUUAAUGUUUUUUUUUUAUCAAACUCACUAGGGAAAUUUGCUUGUAAUUUUUCCCACCGUUUUUGCUUACUAGUUAGAACAAAGUGCAGUUUUUGUUGGGUAAAAAUAAGGGAAAAUGGUUUCUUCUAGCGUAUUUUAAUCAUCAAUGGAAAGUCUUUUCUUUCUUGA
Molecule: messenger RNA, 1444 nt
Organism: Cornus florida
Lineage: Eukaryota; Viridiplantae; Streptophyta; Magnoliopsida; Cornales; Cornaceae
Product: gibberellin 2-beta-dioxygenase 2-like
Exons: 3
Coding region: 119-1246 (375 amino acids)
Biological process (GO): response to light stimulus; gibberellin catabolic process
Source: RefSeq, a predicted model, not a curated record